AAGUCCAACCGGAAGUCGGUGUCGCUCCAUGUUUACGGAAGAGAGGUCACCGAAGCUCACCCAUGGAUUCAACCUGCUCUGCGCCUCGGUUAUUAAAUUAACACAUUUAACUACUUUAUUUUAUCUUUCGUCUUAGCCUCGUGUUGUAGAUAGGCGCAUUUUUCAUAAUGUGGGACCAUGAAAUCAGAGCCAUGGCGUCCACUCACGCCAUCAUCGCCGCCUCGGUGUUCAUGGCGACCGUCCUACCUGCGGUGCUGGUGCCGGGCUUCUCGGUGUACGGCACCCACCUGCUGUGGCUCUACUCGGUGUCCGCAGCGGUCACCGCGGUCAGUGUCGCCGUCUUCUGGCUGCUUGGCAUCACGCCGCCCACCAAGAAGCACACACUGGGCUACAAGCUGUCCAGGUUGGUUCGCUCCUGUCUGUACUUCUUCCUGUCAUGCCUGUUCUUCCACACUGUGGUGGUUCUCUACGGAGCUCCGCUGAUUGAAUCUGCUUUGGAGACGUUCUCCCUGGCCGUGCUGCUGACCUCUCUGACCACACUGAGGUGUCUCUGUGUCCUCGGCCCCAACGUCCAGGCCUGGAUACGAGUGUUCAGUCGGCAUGGAGCCAUGUCUGUGUGGGACACCUGUCUGCAGAUCACGGUGGCCUGCACGGUGGUGGGAGCCUGGGUUGGAGCCUUUCCUAUACCUCUGGACUGGGACAGGCCGUGGCAGGUUUGGCCUGUUUCCUGCAGCCUGGGUGCUAUGAUUGGUUACCUGACCGGGCUUGUUGCUGCUCCUGCGUGGAUCCAUUAUCAUCGGAAACAGCUCAUAUACAAGUGCAAGUGAUGGACAGACACGUGUGUGUGUGUGCGCGCGUGUGAAUGCAGCCAUGAGGCUAUUUCUUGUAUUCCUUUAACUUCAUACUGAUUAUUUAUUGGGAAGAUUUGGCUCCGUUUGUUGCCUGUAGGGAAGAUGAUUUUUGUAAUAACAAUUACUUUUUGAGCAGCAUUAUUUUGUACGCACGGAGGCAGAAUAUGUUUGAGAAGGUUUUUGACAUGAAUAAACAUUUCCUCUUUGACAGUCUGCA
This is a messenger RNA of Acanthopagrus latus (yellowfin seabream), 1068 nucleotides long. RefSeq names its product phosphatidylinositol glycan anchor biosynthesis, class F (gene pigf). Lineage: Eukaryota; Metazoa; Chordata; Actinopteri; Spariformes; Sparidae. The transcript is spliced from 5 exons. Gene Ontology annotation, biological process: GPI anchor biosynthetic process. Gene Ontology annotation, cellular component: endoplasmic reticulum membrane. The record is from RefSeq and is a predicted model, not a curated record. The coding region runs from base 168 to 827 and encodes 219 amino acids.